Molecule: messenger RNA, 1003 nt
Organism: Theobroma cacao (cacao)
Lineage: Eukaryota; Viridiplantae; Streptophyta; Magnoliopsida; Malvales; Malvaceae
Product: protein RADIALIS-like 4
Molecular function (GO): DNA-binding transcription factor activity
Source: RefSeq, a predicted model, not a curated record
GUUAACAGGCCUGUAGGUUCAUUUCUUUCAAGAAUGUUAACUGCAUUUAUCUAUUUAAGAAAUCCCAAAUGGUGUAUAGAUUAUCACAACAUCGUACUUACAAUUUGAUAAAUUAUACCUUAAAUGACUAGCCUUGAAAAAGAAGAAAUUGACCAUCCUUGGAAAUGUUGAUCCCAACCUCUCUCUCUCCCUUCAUAUUCUGGAUGCUUAAAUUGUCAUAUAAAAUAUGCUGAAAAAAUUCUAUUUGGCAACUUGCCAUCAACCUAUCAAAGCCUUGAUUUCCGGAUUAUGCGGUGCCCGCAUUUAGUUUUUCUUAGCUCAUUUAAGUCUUUUUAUCUUAAAUCACAGUGCAUACUUAUCCGCCGUAUGAUUCUAUGCCUUUGGAUUUCCCUUCCAUAUUUUCUUCUUCUAUCAAGAUUAGCACUGAUCAUCAAGGCCUUUGGUCAUUAGCAACUAGAUUAUCCUUUUUUUUCUGGUAACAAUAUGGGAUCUAGCCAAUUUUCUUCCUCUACCUACGACUCAAAUUGGACUCCUGAGCAGAACAAAAUGUUUGAGAAUGCUCUGGCAAUAUAUGAUACAGAUGUUCCUGAUCGAUGGCAAAAAAUAGCCAAGCUAGUUGGUGGGACAAACGAGCAGGAAGUGAAGAGGCAGUAUGAAAUCCUUUUAGAUGACAUCAAGCGCAUUGAAUCAGGCAAAGUACGCCUUCCUAAGUACAGGAGAAAUGAAGGAAGCAGCAGGAUCAAUGACAUUAGCAAUGAAGAGCAGAGAUUGAAGCAUCUAAAGCUCUAAUGGUGAAUGAUCAAUGUAGCAGUAGAGGCUGCUAGCUAUUCCCCGGAAAGGUUUAUCAAUUUGUUUAGCAAUUAAAAGGCUGCCCAUUUAUCUUGCUUUACAUUCUUUCUUGUCUUCCCUUUCUUCCUUUUUUGGUGUAAUGAUCUUAUCUGUGCCCACCUUCCAUAUACGGACACCAUGAGAAAUGAUAAAUCUAACUAUCAACUUUUUCUUA